AUGGAGAAGGAACGCGAGGGGUUCCCGCUCACGGCGCUGCGCGAGGCGAACAUCCUGCUGUCGAUGCAACAUCCGAACAUCGUGGACGUCACCGAGAUGGUCGUCGGGCACACGUUGGACAGCGUGUUCAUGGUCAUGGAGUUUGCGGAUCACGACUUGAAGGGACUGAUGGAGACGAUGUCGAAGCCGUUUAGCGUGCCGGAGGUGAAGUGUCUCAUGCUGCAGCUCCUGUCCGGGGUGUCGUACUUGCACGAUAACUGGGUCCUUCACCGCGACUUGAAGACGUCGAACGUUCUCGUGAACAACCGAGGCGAGCUGAAGAUCUGCGACUUUGGUUUAGCGCGGCAGUACAGCGACCCGCUGCGAGCGUACACGCGCGUCGUCGUGACUUUGUGGUACAGAGCGCCGGAGUUGUUGCUCGGGACGAAGAUGUACGACACCGCGAUCGACGUGUGGAGCUUAGGGUGCAUCAUGGGCGAGUUACUCGGGAAAGAGCCGCUGUUCCAAGGGAAGACGGAGACGGACCAGGUGGACAGGAUCUUCAAGCUGUUGGGCACGCCGAACGAGAAAAUCUGGCCGGAUUUCCCGUCUCUGCCCGCGGCGAAAAAACUGACGACCGCGCGCCAGCAGCCGUACAACCAGCUCCGCAGGAAGUUCCCGAAGAUAUCCCCGAACGGCGGCCCGUGCGUGAGCGACCUCGGGUUCGAUCUCCUGAACAAACUCCUCGCGUACGACCCGAAACGACGCGUCACCGCCGAGGACGCGUCGACGCACGCGUUUUUCGCGGAGCACCCGCCUCCGAAGGAAAAGCGGGAUAUGCCGACGUACCCGUCGAAGGCGUCGGGGGAAGGGUACGCCGCGGCGAGGCGCGCGGCGAUGAAGAGGGACGAGGAUGUCGCGAGGCGCGCGGCGAUGGAGGCGGAUCCGCUCGAGGCGCAGAGGAUCAGAGAGGAAGCCGCGGCGGCGCGCGGGGCGGGGGGGGGCGGGUUGUUCUCGCAGUUUUGA
Molecule: messenger RNA, 1005 nt
Organism: Micromonas pusilla CCMP1545
Lineage: Eukaryota; Viridiplantae; Chlorophyta; Mamiellophyceae; Mamiellales; Mamiellaceae
Exons: 1
Coding region: 1-1005 (334 amino acids)
Biological process (GO): protein phosphorylation; regulation of mitotic cell cycle
Cellular component (GO): nucleus
Molecular function (GO): protein serine/threonine kinase activity; ATP binding
Source: RefSeq, a predicted model, not a curated record